UCUCUAUGAGAAGUGAUAACCAUCUCCACUUAAUCGGCUCGCUCCGCCAGACUCACCGGCCACCGCCGCCGUGCGCUAUCGUACUUCCGGUCGUCCGUCCACCUUUCAUAAUAAUCCAAUUAUUUCUCAUCGCAGCAGCUUGCUAGACUCUUUUCUUCUUCUUUUCGCCUUUCUCCCUCGCUGUCUCCGUAAUUGCUAGCUGUAUAUCACCGCGGCCGCAUAACCGUGCGCAUUCACGCCUCCGCCGAGCGUCCUUACACUCCGGCCAAAAUCAAGCUCCGCCACUUGCACAAGCAACGCAUGCUCGCUGAUAGAAUCCGCUUUUGUAUACGAGAAAGCUCACUUUCCGACGGUCUCUCAUAUUCCAAUGACGGACAGGGCCCGGACAAGUGCCGCCGCUCCUUCACAACACCAGCGUUGUGCCAAGAGAUCUGAUGAACCGAGUGACAGGAUCAGUGAACUGCACGAUGAAAUCCUGUGUCAUAUACUGUCUUUCUUGACACUGAAACAGGCAGCUGCUACUAGCGUCCUUUCUAGUCGAUGGAGGUACCUGUGGCAUCCAUACAUUGCCUCGACUCUAAUGCUGCAGCAACCCAUGAGAGAGGAGCUAGAUUUCCACAGUUGCCUACUGAGCUUAGGUCAGCAUCAAAUAGCGGAUGGUGCUAACGAGAACAACUAGAGUUCCAAAACUCGGGGACGAAUUCAAUAAUAACUCUCUUUGCUUGACUAUAGAGUAUAAUGAUGUUAUCGGCUGCUGGGCUCUUUCUGUUCUCUCGGCGGUUGGUUCGAAAGCAUGAACUGUAGUUUCAAUAAGGCUUUGGACAAUGCAAGGCCCGACAAAAGUGAGUUCUCUAUACUUUACCAGCACGACUUCUGGAUUGAGUGAUCCACUAUGGUUCUAUUUGGUCCUCACUCUAGAGAUUGUGUGAGUAGUUAGGAGAAAUCAUUGAGCAGCUAUUGUUAGUUAAUAUGUAUGGUCCUUAAGUCACCAGCAUUAAGUGACAUGAGCAAUCUGUUGUAUUUUAUAGUCGCUGGUCGGUCAACGAGCUUUACAUACUCGGAUGCUUCUUGUUGGUACUGAGUUAGAAUGAAUCGAGAUAUCUUUUUAUCUAAGGAUCCUUUUUUUUUUAAUUCAUGCUUCCCUAAUGCCUUCUGAGGGCUUCGUAACAGGGUACAUAGUGCCCCCAAUAGGGAUGGCUCAGAAUGAUUGCUUGAUUAAACCAAUCUCAAGGAAUUGGUAGCAGCCUUAAUACAUACUUGAUAUGGUUGGUGUUCUUCAUUUGCUGCUGUGAUUGAAGCAACAACUUACUUACAAAAGCUUGUGGUCUGUGUUAGCAAGCUCCACAGGAAACAAUUUAUAAGCAUCAGUUUUCAUUCUAUGUGUUCAUCUUCUGAUCGAUCUGCUCGCCAGGAAUCGGUUUUGGCUACAGUGAACCGAUAGUGACGAGUUCCUGACAUAACCAGAUCUAUUUUCUUGGUGUUUUCUUGUGCAGGCAUUGUUUUUCCUCUUCGCUAAGAAACAGAAGUGAAAUUUGUGUAGCUUUGAAAGACUGUCCAAGCAGGCCGCGGCACUUGUAAGUGUUGGACUUUGAUGGGGAGCACUAUGGUUGUGAGUCGUGACAUUGAGUUCAUGCAGCAUCUCUU
Linum tenue is the source of this 1644-nucleotide messenger RNA. The record is from the annotation of a GenBank genome assembly. NCBI's taxonomy places the organism in Eukaryota, Viridiplantae, Streptophyta, Magnoliopsida, Malpighiales, Linaceae.